Cetraspora pellucida is the source of this 1206-nucleotide messenger RNA. NCBI's taxonomy places the organism in Eukaryota, Fungi, Glomeromycota, Glomeromycetes, Diversisporales, Gigasporaceae. The record is from the annotation of a GenBank genome assembly.
AUGAACAACAACAAGUAUAAUACCUGCUAUUUAAAACCCUCUACGCUAAAAAUCUUGGUUCUUUAUAUUUCAUAUUUAGUUAAAUGCGUUAGAGCAGAUGAUAAAUCGAAUUUUACGUUUAACACAGAUGUAAUCAGUAAUGCAUAUAAUUUUUUGUUGGGAACUUUUGUACCUUCUGCGUUAAUCUUGGCAUUUAUUUUCUUCAGUAAAAAUCCCAGUUAUAAUAUUAUAGUUGGUAUUCUAGAUGAUUUAUUUCUUUAUGGUGUAUGUUUUUUACUACCACUUGUUGGGCAAUGGUUUCAGCAAGGAACUUUUAAAACUAGUUAUUCUAUAAUUAUUGCCAUGCUCUUUUCAGCUAUCAUGAUAGUUAUUAUCACGCCAAUUCUUCGCAUUUUACAGAGUCGUCUUUGGGGUCAUUAUGAAUCAAAACUUAAGUACAAAUUACGUUUAGUGUUAUACGUUGCUCAUGUAGGUUUCAUUCAGGGUGUUUUAAAUAGCAUUUCUACUUAUCAAACAACCGCAAUUUUAGCUAUUGUCGGAUUCCUAUUAAUUCGCAUAACAUUUUAUGUCAAAAGUAAUUUAAGCCAAGUUGGAAUGCUUGCUUAUAUAGUAUCAGAGAUUGAACAAGUCGGGAGCAUUAGUUGUAAAGAAUUCGUUGAAAAAUUUAAAUGCUCUGACAAUGAUAUUACAACUAGUAACGCUAAUACCGAAAAUAACAGUGAAUCCGAACAAAAUAAUGACAAUAUUAAUGCAACUAGUAGCACUAAUUCGAUAGAUACCAAUGAGAAGCAGAAAGAAAAUAUUAAAAUUAAUAUUUAUCCCUAUAAUGAAAAAGAAAAUGAUUUCGAUUUGGAAUGUAAAGUCAAAGUUGAUAAAUUGCACAAGGACAAGGACACUGAAUUGCAUACGAAUAAAUUUGUUGUCUUUUCAUUUCAAUAUAAAGAAUAUAAAUUUAAAUUUUCAAUACCAAUAAUAAAGAAGGAACAUCCAAUUGAACAUUUCGUCAUCAUGGCUUACCGAAAACCUGAGAAUCUUUUCAAAUUCUGGGAUGCUCGUAAAAAUCCAAUCGAGAUUGAGAUCAAUAUUCCUAAUAACAAUGUCAGAGUUAUCAAAUGCAGAAAAAAGGAUAGAUCGGAGGAAUCAAUCACUCCUCAAGAAUUAGAAGAAUAUAGAGUUAUUGGCACAUUAAAGCAAACAAAGCAUUAG